GCGGCGGCGGCCGGAGCCUUAACGGCGGCUGUCCGCGGCGGCGUAGUGGGCUGGCCGGGGGGAGCGGGACCCUGCUGGGAUCCCCGCCGCUGCCAGCGAUGCCUCCCCCGCGGCCGCGGGCCCCGCCCGGCCGGGGGAAAGCUCCCGCCGCGGUGCCCCGCGGGUGCCGGGCGCGGCGCGGCGGCUGCGGGGCGCGGGGGGCCGGUACCCGCCGCUGAGCGGCUCCGGGGGAGCGAGAGGGCGGACGGACGGCGAUGUCCUCGCUGGUGAAGGAGGACCUGGCGAAGAGGCUGUUCGGCCCCCGUCGGCAGAGGCUGCACGAGUUCAUCGAGGUGGAGGGUUCGGGCGCCGAGCGCUGCUACCUGUGCGCCGCAGUGACUAAAAGUGAAGAAGUAGAAAUAUGUAUGGUUAAACACUUGCGGGUGGAUCGAGAGGAGAAAUAUGAAAUAGUUGAAAAGUGGUUUUUGAGAGAUCUGGAGAUGAUUGAUGGAAAAGAAGCAGAUACUGAUAAUCCAUAUUUUGAUAUGCACUUCCACAAAGUCUACAGUCUGGAAGCAUAUAGUUGUGCAUCUAAAUAUACCUUUGCUCGAACGCUAAACAAACUGAACGAAAUGUACCUUAAGAAGGACUUGAAGAUGGUAAACUUUGAUGACACCUACCUAAGUGAUGAUUCAAUCUGGUCAUCCAACAAUAGGGAUUGCUUAGUACUUAUGAGGAUAUGCUUCUAUGCUUCCAACCUUUUAUGUCUCUCCCUGUGUCCUUUGUCCUAAAGAUGCAUUUUCUAACAUUAAAGUUGACUGGUUGACUUUCACUGACCAGCAUUUCAUAAAUCAUCUGAUCAAAAAGAUAGUGAUAUGCAGUAUCUGCUUUUUAAUUUUACAUAUAAGUAAAAAAUGGAACAUACUUUUUACAUAAACAAUUGACCAUUCAUUUAUACAUGUUAGAAGGGCCUCACUCUGGCAAAUACUUACAAAUACGUCAGACUUUCAACAUAGGACCAGUAAUUCUCAUGGUCAGUGGUGAUUGCUUAUAUAAGUAGAGCUCAGCAUUUGCUCGUAUGUUCAUGGAAGUGUAAAUUAUCUUUCAUUAAUAGCUGGGAAUACUUUUAAAGCAUUAAGAGUUAAUAUAUAUAUGUCCUGGAAGUAGAAAAAAGAGCGCAAGCAAAUGAGUUCUGUACAAGAACGAUGCCCAUUUCCGUUUUACCUCUGUUAAAGAGAUCAUACCUACAUCAAUACAAGAAUCAAACCCCCAUCUUGAUGAAGCAGAGUUUUGCAUUCAGGUACCACUGGACCAACAUUUCACCUAUGCUGUUACAUUUGUUUUUCCCUCAAAACUUCUAUCUAGUAUUCCUUUUGGCCUUUCCGUUAUUUGUGGUAUCAUCUUAGAAAAUGAAUGUUCUUACGCAGAAUUGCUUUAUUUAUGUAUCCUUUCAGCACUUUUUUUCUUUCAUAACAUUAACAUCAUCUUUCUUGUACUUUUUGUAUAUGAACAAGCCCAGUUAGGGAACAGAAAUUGCUUGUUUGUCUCUUCUCUACCUCUGGACCAAGAGUUAACAAAAUACUACAUAAAAAGCAGUUGCUGGCUACUACAAUUACUUUGUAGACAAGCAAUAGACUUUUCAAAGUUUAUAGAAUUAUGAAAGUAAUUUUCACCAGUUUCUAGCUAUGUGUUAGCAUGUUCAGUGCACUACUUAAAUGUGUAUUAGUACUUAGAGUUACACUGAAUGUGGGGUGGAGCCUACUGAGUGUUUGGAAGUUCUCACCUGGAACAAAAAAUAGCAGCUGGACUUGUGACAGCAUUAUAUUACAGUAGAAACGGAGGAUGAAUUAAAGCUUUAUUGAGCAAGAGCUGAAGAGGAACAACGUUGACAAUAAGAAGCACAGUGAUAUUGCCCACUGUCAGUCAGCUAAGCCAGUUGGCCACUCUUCCCAUAGUCAAUAAAGAAAUGCCAACCCAAAAGGUCAUUCAGAGAAGCUUCUGGUCAGAAUGUCCUGCAGGAGAAAAUCUGCUUUCUCUUUUGGCAGCCAAGAGAGCACAGGGAGACUAGCUGUGGACUAAACCAGCUACAUACCUAAAGCUGACCGAUGUAAACAGCUCCCAGGAAAUCAUGAGCUGGCGAAUGUCCUCUCUCCAUACCUGCCAUCCGUAAAAUGGGAUAGUCGCGACUUGUACUUCACUGUUGUUUUUCACAUGAACUCCCACCUUUAAAACAUUUGUGUAAAUGUACUUUGGAUUCAAAAGUGAAAUAACAAAAAAAUAGGUGAGAAUAUAUUUGAAAAACUGUAUAAAAUGUACAGCUUUCCACUUUAACUUUUUAAAUGUUAUCCUAUUGCUUGUAUAUAGGAAGGGCCAGACCUUUGAUUACCUAAUCUUCACAACCUAUGUACUUAUUCUAGGCAUAUGUUGCAAAUUACAUUCAUUCUAACUCAAAACUUAGCGAUUAUGUACAUCUUGACAGUUGUGAAGGCAGUUUAUGUGGGUAACACAAAUCCUCUGGAAUUUGUGAGGACUUAAGUCUUACAUUUGCCACCUAAAUACUGUUAAAGAGAAGGACUGUAUUUGUAGUAAUUGUUUAUGAAAUGCAGUUGUUCUUUUCAGAAUGUCAUUGGGAUAAUCCAGUGCAAGUAUGUGUGUUGUAACGUUUGAUCCAUAGCUACAAGAAGUAUUUGCCCAACAUCCAGGUUCCACAAAACCAUCUUCUGUAGCAGCUAUAAAUCAGACUACUGUUAUCUAUGAUAUAUUGUCUUGUCUGGACAGUGUAUUAAUUGUAGAGGUCACAAUGUUUUCUGUAUUGUUUACAAAUUCUUUGCUUAACAUGCAAAUGGAAAUAUUUUCUCAGUGGAAAAGCUUCCAUCAUUCAUCUUGUAAUUGUAAUAAAAACAUAGAACCUCUAAUAAUAAGCACUUCAGAGCAUUCUUUUGAAAUAAAGUACAGGUAGAGUGAAUUCCUGACCAACAAUUGUCUGUAUCAUGUUAGAAACUGAUAAGCUAAACAUGACUAGAAUGUUCAACCGUAUUUAAUGGACUUGCAUCAGUAGUUAAUAUCUUUCUAUUCUUGUAUUGUAUAAACAUUAAACUGACUACAUUAGAAGACAAAUAA
Molecule: messenger RNA, 3099 nt
Organism: Phalacrocorax carbo (great cormorant)
Lineage: Eukaryota; Metazoa; Chordata; Aves; Suliformes; Phalacrocoracidae
Source: RefSeq, a predicted model, not a curated record